Molecule: messenger RNA, 1503 nt
Organism: Penicillium malachiteum
Lineage: Eukaryota; Fungi; Ascomycota; Eurotiomycetes; Eurotiales; Aspergillaceae
Product: phosphotransferase family protein
Exons: 1
Coding region: 1-1503 (500 amino acids)
Source: RefSeq, a predicted model, not a curated record
AUGGAAUCACGUUUGCCCUUCGAUGAUGUUGCCUGGGAAAAGAGCGACGAGAUCGAACAAUCCUGGGUAGAAUUUCUCUCCUACGAAGACAUUUUCGAUGAGAUUGAACUUUUUCUCGCUGCACACUAUCACCCUCGUCAGUGUGCCGAUUUCAAACUAUUUCGGAUAGGCGGUAUCAAUGCUACCUUUCUCAUGACGUUCACUGAUACCAAUAUUGGUGACGCCAUUUUACGUUUCCCAAUACCUGGCAUUGCUCUGUUUCCCGAAGAAAAAGUUCGAAAUGAGGUCUCUAUCAUGCAAUUCAUCACGGAGAAAACUUCAGACACGAUGCCGAUUCCCGUUCCUAGGAUUUCUCGCUGGGGAAAGAGAACCGAGAGUCCCGCAAAGUUGGGUCCCUUCAUAAUCAUGGGCUAUAUCGAGCAUGAGAGAAGCAUGUCCGAUGUUCUCGAGACGCCGGGACCUCAUCAACAAAAUCGCUUAGAACUAAACCCGAAUAUUAGUGUAACAAAGCUGAAGUCUCUCUAUAGAGAAUUAGCCAACAUUGUCUUUUCCUUAUCCACACUAUCUGCGAGUCGGAUUGGGUCUCUGAAACAGACUGGCCGAUCAGUGUGGGAAGCGGCCUACCGACCACUUUCCCUGUCAAUGAACGAAAUUGUGCGAGUAGGGACGCUACCCCGAUCGAAACUCCCCACUGCGAAUUACGACAAGACGUCUUUGUAUUUUGAAGCCCUAGCGGAGCUGCACAUUUCACACCUCAAAUACCAAAGGAACGAUGCUAUAGACUCAGCCGACGACUGCCGGCGCAAGUUUGUCGCCAGGUUUCUAUUUCGGAAGCUUAUUCGAGAUCCAGAGCUAAGGGAAAAAUGGAUGUCUCCGAGUUAUGAGAAUGGCCCCUUUCCAGUUUGGUGUGAUGACUUUCGGCCACAAAAUGUCUUGGUCGACAAAGCUGACAAAGUCGUUGGGGUGGUGGAUUGGGAGUUUACAUACGCUGCCCCAGUUCAAUUUUCUCAUGCUCCGCCCUGGUGGCUUCUUCUUGACAAGCCAGAAUAUUGGGCCAAGGGCCUUGAUGACUGGUGCACAGAAUAUGAAAGACGGCUUCCGGUAUUUCUUCAGGCAAUGAGGGAUUGCGAAGAGGUUGUAUUCCAGACUCGAAACGAACGACUCGAGGAAAGCCAGCGACUUUCUAGUCGGAUGCGAGAUAGUUGGGAGAGUGGAGACUUUUGGAUCAUGUAUGCUGCAAGGAACAACUUUGCCUUUGACGCUAUCUAUUGGAACAAGAUUGAUCGCCGAUUCUUCGGGCCCACUGGAUAUGUCGAUGACGACAAUAUUUGCGAUGUAUGGAAGAAAAGACUUGAUCUCUUGGAACCUGAAGAAAAGAAGACCAUGGAAAAAUAUGUUGAUCGAAAGCUUAAGGAGACCGAGACACGGCCUCUCUGUUGGGACCCAGAUCAGUACACCUUAGAAUUCAUGGCAAAGGUGGAUCAAGACUCCGAUGAUGCUUGA